AUAUACGCAAGUGCAUCUGUGAUCCAGAUGGAACCACGAGAGACAAUGGAAUUGCUCGAAGCCUAUCUGCGAGAGAACAAUCUUGCACAAGAUGAAUCCCGGGUAUGGACCAUCGAGUGCUCUCCCUUGGGAGGUCGCGGCAUGUUCGCCACACGGGACAUUCGAGCCGGCGAAUUGAUCUUCACGGAUGUCCCGCUGUUGAUAGGACCGCGAUACAGCAAGUACCUAUCGAUGUGUGUCGUCUGUUACAAGAACAACUGUCCCCUGUUCCCCUGCGAUCAUGGUUGCGGUUUGCCGAUCUGUUCGACGGAAUGCGAGAACUCGAUGAUGCACUAUCAAGCGGAGUGUCGAUUACUCAGGGAGUGGAUGCCGACCUGCGGUUCCACCUGGUCUAAGGAUCUGAUGUUCGCGGUAGUACCGAUACGCGGUCUUAUGUUGUCGAAGGAGCAACGUAAACUCUUGUAUGCCUUUGAGUGCCAUCCGAAUCUUACUCGUAACUAUGAGCUCGAUCUGGUCAAAAGAAACGUGAGCAACCUUCCCAGCGAAGAGCAAAUGGAGCUUAUGAGACGCAUUUGCGAAGUCUGCAACACGAAUUCCUUCGAAGUCGUGAUCUCGAGAAACGAGGACUGCACCACGAGUUUACGCGGUGUUUACCCCAUAGGUGCGUUUCAGAAUCAUUGCUGUGUGCCGAACACCAGACACCACUUCGAUGACCAUCAACGACUGUACGUGAGCGCUUCACUGCCGAUCGCCGCUGGCGAGGAGCUCACUAUGUCUUACACCGAUCUCCUGUGGGAUACAUCGAGCAGGAGGCAAUUCCUGAGGGUCACCAAACGCUUCUCCUGCAACUGCAGUAGAUGCUCCGAUCCCUCGGAAUUCGGAUCUUAUCUCGGAGCGCUUCUCUGUGCAAAGGACGAUUGUUCUGGAUAUUUGCUACCACGCAAUCCUCUCAAUCUUAAAUCUCCCUGGAUCUGUGACAAGUGCCAGAUCAGCAUGAACCACAGACAGAUUGAAUGCAUUUAUUCGAUGUUGAACACGUUUGUACUUGAUGCGGUGUACAAGACUCCGCGUGAGAUUCUAAAAUUUAUAGAAGCAGUAUUAUCGAAAUUAAUUCCAACGACUAAUUACAUCAUGAUAGAUGUCAAGUAUCGUAUAAUUUCCUACUUUGGCAGAGUGCCGAAUCUAAAAUGGGAAGAUCUUACGGAUGCAGAUCUUAGCAUCAAGAAAAUGUAUUGUAACGAUGUACUUUCUAUUUUGGAUGCUUUAGGUUCUGGAGAUUCUAUUAAAAAAGGUCUUGUCUUAUACGAGCUAUAUCGUACAAAUCUUGAAUUAUCUAAGCGCCAGAUUUCGGAAAAACAAACACAUUCGCGCAUCGAGGAUAGCGAUAAUAAAUAUCUAUUACGACAGGCAAUGAAUAUAUUGCAAAAUGAUGUCAGUGCAGCCUGUGUUCGCAAAAGUGAUUAACGCGAAAAGACACCGUUCUAAAGUUGUAUUUAUUGAUUGUAUUAUUUGAUGUCUAGAAUGGAUAUAUAUGUGUGUACGAGUAUAUUUGAAAUAAUGCAUCAUAUAUUGCUAUGUAUAUUAUGAUUUUCAUAAUCUAAUCAUUUGGUUUCGUACUUUAAUUUGUAUGAUAUACAAGAAAUGUUUGUGGAUAUAUACAAAUAUAGUUAUUACGAUAAAAAAA
Messenger RNA from Formica exsecta, 1684 nucleotides. Its product is annotated as SET domain-containing protein SmydA-8-like. Bases 28 to 1464 code for a protein of 478 amino acids. The record is from RefSeq and is a predicted model, not a curated record. NCBI's taxonomy places the organism in Eukaryota, Metazoa, Arthropoda, Insecta, Hymenoptera, Formicidae. Gene Ontology annotation, molecular function: protein binding. The transcript has 7 exons.